Danaus plexippus (monarch butterfly) is the source of this 3679-nucleotide messenger RNA. Its product is annotated as mucin-2-like. The transcript has a single exon. The coding region runs from base 436 to 3630 and encodes 1064 amino acids. The record is from RefSeq and is a predicted model, not a curated record. NCBI's taxonomy places the organism in Eukaryota, Metazoa, Arthropoda, Insecta, Lepidoptera, Nymphalidae.
CGAAUACAAGUUAUAAUUUUACUCGUUGCAGCAUCAUUUACCAGUUGCCAUAAACUUGUGACUAUAUUAUCCGAUUUUACAAGCCCCUCGGACUUAUUUUUUUUUAAAAGAACAUUGCCCUGGAUUGUCGAUAAUAUUGGUUCUGAUAUAAUCUUAGACUAUCAUUUUAAAGACAGUGGAAAAAAUUCAGGUCCAAGAAAGUGUGCUUUAUCUCAACUAAAACAUAAUGCAUACUUGCAAUCUAUAUACCUACAGUGUGAAGCGCAGAAAAAUUUAAGACAGGUAUGUCUGGAUGAAGUAUUUAUAAACAGUAAUGAACUACACAAGUGCAUUAGAUUUAGUGUCAACAGUUUUGUAAAUCAAGCUGAAAAUGAAUUUAGUAAAAAUAAUCCAUCUAAAACACCAGCAAUAUAUGUUUUGGGGAAGAAAAAUAUCAUGGACGUGAAUCCCCGAAAUGUUUUAAGAGAAAUUUGUAAUUUGUUUGGAAAGAUAAAGCCACAUGGUUGUGUGAAUCCCAGCAGCAUGCCAAAAGAUCCUAAAAAUGGUCCAGCAGAUUCCAAUUCAAAUAUAAAACCUACUCCUAAAAAUAAAGAACAACCUCCUCUAACAACAGAAAGUGAAAGUACAGGACAAACCAUAGAAACUUCCGGUGUGACAACAUCAGAACUUUCCACAUUUCCAGAUAGGAGGCCAUAUUCAUUUUCAAGCACAAACUCAACUAAUAUUGUAACCGAAAUGUCUUCGUUAGUAACAACUUCAGAUCCUGAAAAUAAUUUUAUGACUGAAAGAAGUUCCAUUAUCAAUGAGGCUGCUUCCCUAGGUCCUGAACAAAUAACAAAUCCCGAAAAAUCCGGAUUAAAUGAAUUACCACUUGCGAGUACAUCCACAACUUUAGCUUUAGAAACAAGCCCUUCGGUCACAAAGUCUCAAACAGGUGCACAUAUAACAAGACCUCAUAAAAUAAAGCCGCCGAAAACAAAACCACAUAUAACAAAGCACCCAAAACAUAAACCUUCAGUAACAAAACUACCAAAAUCACAUAAAACAAAACACACUGUAACAGUACAACCAACAACUAUAAGUUCAACCCCUAUUAUAACUGUUGUAACUGAAACUACGCUGUCUCCUUUAGAAACAUCAUCACUCGACCCUAUGAAUCGGCCGGAAAUAUCUAGCCUAGCAACAGAAACCUCAUUUACACCAAUUUCAACACCGAGAGUCACUGAUAUGAUGACAGAAUCAUAUAUAACUUCGAAAAACCCAACUAUGGAUACUCAAAAUCCCAACAUAUCUAUUACGACACACGAAACUUCUUCACCAAGCGACGCAAAGCCACCGAUUUCAACACCAGAGAUUACUAAUAUAAUAACAGAGACACCUUUAACUUUCAAUCCUAUUGAAACUACCGCCCGGGGAGAAAAUUCAUUACCAAGUGUGACUAUGACAUCCAUGAAAAUUUCAGGCGAUUCUCAAACACCGACAGUAACGACUAUACCUGGGGAAAAUCCAGCUAGUGGAACAACUGUCUCACCCGGACAGACUCCUUUACCUGGUGGGACUCAUCCACCAAAUCUGACUUCUCUUCCUGAAGAAAGUCCAGAUUCUGAAGAAUCUGCUGAAUCAGAAGUAACACAUCCACCUUCAGUAACGACUGCCCCGGAAGGAACAUACAAACCCGAGAAUGGAGUUACUGCCUCAUCAGGACAAACCAGUGCACCCGCUGAAAGUCAUCCACCUAAUAUGACUUCCAUGACAUCCAUGACAACGUCAGGUCAUUCUCAAACACCGAUAGUAACGACUAUACCUGGGGAAAAUCCAGCUAGUGCAACAACUGUCUCACCCGGACAGACUCCUUUACCUGGUGGAACCCAUCCACCAAAUCUGACUUCUCUUCCUGAAGAAAGUCCAGAUUCUGAAGAAUGUGCUGAAUCAGAAGAAACACAUCCACCUUCAGUAACGACUAUACCGGAAGGAACAAACAAACCCGAGAAUGGAGUUACUGCCUCAUCAGGACAAACCAGUGCACCCGCUGAAAGUCAUCCACCUAAUAUGACUUCCAUGACAUCCAUGACAACGUCAGGUCAUUCUCAAACACCGAUAGUAACGACUGUACCUGGGGAAAAUCCAGCUAGUGCAACAACGGUCUCAUCCGGACAGACUCCUUUACCUGGUGGAACCCAUCCACCAAAUCUGACUUCUCUUCCUGAAGAAAGUCCAGAUUCUGAAGAAUGUGCUGAAUCAGAAGAAACACAUCCACCUUCAGUAACGACUGCACCGGAAGGAACAAACAAACCCGAGAAUGGAGUUACUGCCUCAUCAGGACAAACCAGUGCACCCGCUGAAAGUCAUCCACCUAAUAUGACUUCCAUGACAUCCAUGACAACGUCAGGUAAUUCUCAAACACCGAUAAUGCCUGGGGAAAAUACUGCUAGUGGAACUACAGCCUCGCCUGGACAGACACCUUUACCUGGUGUAACUCAUCCACCAAAUCUAACUUCUCUUCCUGAAGAAAGUUCAGAUUCAGAAGAAUCUGCUGAAUCAGAAGAAACACAUCCACCUUCAGUAACGACUACACCGGAAGGAACAAACAAACCCGAGAAUGGAGUUACUGCCUCAUCAGGACAAACCAGUGCACCCGCUGAAACUCAUCCACCUAAUAUGACUUCCAUGACAUCCAUGACAACGUCAGGUCAUUCUCAAACACCGAUAGUAACGACUGUACCUGGGGAAAAUCCAGCAAGUGGAACAACUGUCUCACCCGGACAGACUCCUUUACCUGGUGGAACUCAUCCACCAAAUCUGACUUCUCUUCCUGAAGAAUGUUCAGAUUCAGAAGAAUCUGCUGAAUCAGAAGAAACACAUCCACCUUCAGUAACGACUGCACCGGAAGGAACAAACAAACCCGAGAAUGGAGUUACUGCCUCAUCAGGACAAACCAGUGCAUCCGCUGAAAGUCAUCCACCUAAUAUGACUCCUAUGACAUCCAUGACAACGUCAGGUAAUUCUCAAACACCGAUAAUGCCUGGGGAAAAUACUUCUAGUGGAACUACAGCCUCGCCUGGACAGACACCUUUACCUGGUGUAACACAUCCACCAAAUCUAACUUCUCUUCCUGAAGAAAGUUCAGAUUCAGAAGAAUCUGCUGAAUCAGAAGAAACACAUCCACCUUCAGUAACGACUGCACCGGAAGGAACAAACAAACCCGAGAAUGGAGUUACUGCCUCAUCAGGACAAACCAGUGCACCCGCUGAAAGUCAUCCACCUGAUAUGACUUCUAUGAUAUCCAUCACAACGUCAGGUAAUUCUCAAACACCGAUAAUGCCUGGGGAAAAUACUGCUAGUGGAACUACAGCCUUGCCUGGACAGACACCUUUACCUGGUGUAACUCGUCCACCAAAUCUUACUUCCCUUCCUGAGGAAAAUCCCGAUUCAGAUGCAACUGCUGAAUCAGCAGCAACCCAUCCACCCACUGUUACAACUGCUCCCGAAGAAACAACAGAGUCUUGUGGCUGUUCCGAUUCAGAAAAAUCUCACGAACCAACAGAUAACGAAGAGUCAUCCAAAAAAAAACCUCUUAUAGACAUAAAUCUAGAUGUUUUACUAAAACCACUACUGGGAAAUAUCUUAUAAAUUAUAUCUAUUUACGUGAAGUUUUAUCAUUUAAACCGUCCUACUACCU